Pangasianodon hypophthalmus (striped catfish) is the source of this 12661-nucleotide messenger RNA. RefSeq names its product Ras association (RalGDS/AF-6) and pleckstrin homology domains 1b (gene raph1b). The record is from RefSeq and is a predicted model, not a curated record. Lineage: Eukaryota; Metazoa; Chordata; Actinopteri; Siluriformes; Pangasiidae. The transcript has 11 exons. Bases 7351 to 11268 code for a protein of 1305 amino acids. Gene Ontology annotation, cellular component: cytosol; plasma membrane. Gene Ontology annotation, biological process: signal transduction.
CCUCCCCCUUUUUUAUCUCUCUGCAUGUGAAUGAUCUGUGUUCAUCAAUGCCUCCUAACUCCACCACUAGAGUCAUCUGAUUUGCCUAGCCUCACCCUUAUUUCUUUCCUGCAUCUGCCACGCCCAUAUGAUUAGAAGCUCCUCCCACUUACUUUCUCUCCUUACAGGAGUUUCGUUGUUUUAUUAUCCAGACAGUGCUGGUGGAAGUUUUAUGUAUCAAUCCCUGAUUCUGAGAUCAGCUCUACUGUUGUUCUUACAUUGAUUAAGAUCAAGUAUUGGUGUAUGCUGGGCUGAUCUUAUAUCCAAUAAGUACAUACUGUAUUUACUGAAUUCAAAAUAGCAAAUUAAGAGCACAAAGAAGUAAAUUGUGCUAAGUACGGUUACAAAUUUGUUACCUCAGUUUACUAUCUUGUGGGGUUUGUGCCCAGUUUCAAAGAAGUGGUUUAAUGAGAACUAGUUAGAGCGUGCUCUAAUAUGUAUAAAAUGACAGCUACAGUGCUUUCAGGGAAAUUAAACCCAGAUGGUCUGUGUAUUUUUAGACAACCCAGACAUUGCAGGAAAUUGUUGAUGAAUUGUUGAUGAUUUAAUGUUUAUUAUUAUUAUUAUGAUUUAAUUAUUAUUAGUAGUAGUAUUGUUGUUGUUGUUGUUGUUAAAUGCUGAUCUAGGAUUGGUUUUAGCCUUCUUGUUGUAAUCCGUCCUACUACAGGAACAUGCUUGAAUUCAUACUAAUUCUAGAUCAGCACUGUUACUAUGAGAUGCAUACACUCGCCGUCCACUUUAUUAGGAACACCUGUACAACUGCAUAUGAAUGUGGUUAUCUAAUCAGCCAAUCAUGUGGCAGGAGCACAAUGCAAAUAAUACAGAUACAGGUCAAGAGCUUCAGUUAAUGUUCACAUCAAAUAUCAGAAUGAGGAAAAAGUGUGUUCUCUGUGGCUUUAACCGUGGUAUGGUUGUUGGUAUCAGAUGGGCUGGUUUGAGUAUUUCAGAAACUGCUGAUCUCCUGGGAUUUUCACACACACACAACAGUCUCUAAAGCAUCCUGUGAGCGGAGGGUCUGCAGAAUGAAACACCUUGUUGAUGAGAGAGAUCAGAGGAGAAUGACCAGACUGGUCUGAGCUGACAGGAAGUCUAUAGUAACUCAAAUAAGCACUCUUUCUAACCGUGGUGAGCAGAAAAGCAUCUCAGAACACACAGCACAUCAAACCGCAGAAGACCACAUCAGGUUCCACUCCUGUCAGCCAAGAACAGGAAUCUGAGCAUAACAUGGGCACAGUUGAAACUGGACUGUCGAAGACUGAAAAAGGACCAGGUGAUAUUUUUUUUUUUUUCCUAAUCUUCAACUGUCUAGUUUUGAUGAGCCUGUGUUCAUGAUAAACUCAGAUUCCUGUUCUUGGUUGAAAGGAGUGGAAUCUGGUGUGAUCUUCUGCUGUUGUAGCCCAUUCACCUCAAGGUUUGAUGUUUUGUGCAUGCUGAGAUGCUUUUCUGCUCACCACAUUUGUAAAGAGUGAUUAUAUGAGUUACUAUAUCUUUCCUGGCAGCUUGAACCCAUCUGACCAUUUUCCUCUGACCUCUCUUAUCAACAAGGCAUUUCCACCCACAAAACUGUCGCUCACUCAAUGUUUUUUGCUUUUCGCACCAUUCUGUAUAAACACUAGAGACUGUUGUGUGUAAAUCCCAGGAGAUCAGCAGUUUCUGAAAUACUCAAACCAGCCUUUAUGGUACCAACAUCCAUGCCACAGUUAAAGUCACAGAGAUCACACAUUACCUGAAGCUCUUGACCUGUAUCUGCAGGAUUUUUUUCAUUGUUCUGAUGCUACAUGAUUGGCUGACUUGAUAACUGAAUGAAUGUGCAGUUGUACAGGUGUUUCUAAUAAAGUGGACGGUGAGUGUAUAUGUUCAAGGAUGGUUUUUUAUUUUAUAUUUGUAUUUUAUAUUUGCACUCAUCGAAAAGGGUUCUUUAGAUUGUUAAGGGUUUGUUACUUCCUAAAUGGGUUGUGCAUGGAAACGUCUCUCAUAGGGAAAUUCUUGAUGAGGUUCUACAUGGUAAAGUUUUCACUACAGGAACAAACUGAAGAACCCUUUUACUAAUACUGUUGAUAUAGUGUGCAUGGAUAUCAACUUGUUUUACCUUCACACCAGCAGAACAUGAAUAUUUUUUACAAACCAGUGUUGUAAUUUACAGCAACUAUCAAAACUUGGUAUUAUCUGAGAUGUUGAAGUCAAACAUAUUAUUGAGCUGUAUUUGUUUGAUAUUUUCUAAGAGUUUAAAUGUGAGGUGAAAGUCUGACAGUAUGUGGGAUUUCCUAGCAAUAUCCCUGUACAGCAAAAUCCCUGUACAGUAUACCAAGUUGUUUCCUGGUGUCAGGAGUUCACACGUUUGAAUCCCAGGAGAGCGUAAUUGUCCGCGGUGGUCUUGCACUGUUCUCUUUUGUUCUAUUCUGGGUACUACAUAACAGUACGGUAGUGUUCUCCUCCUAUGACAGUGCAUGAGCAGAAGUUUGAAAAGAUGUGCUGUAUCUUCGAGGAAGUCCAUUUUAGCCUUUGCACUCUCAGUCUGGUAGCGUUUGUGCUGAACUAGCUAGUGAAUGUCAGCUAGCAACGAUUAAAUUUGUAGAAAGCUGAUUAAAAAAUGGUUCAGGAAGCUCAGGCUUCUUUUCCCUUUGACUGUUGGACUGUUAGCUACUGGAAUAACCAGUAUAAUACUCGCUUAUUUAAUCCUUAAUUCUAUUAAGACUGCAAUUCUAUAAAAAACGCAUGGUGUAACACUACUUUGCUAGUACCGCUAUUAUCGAGCCAGGUAUUUUUGUAUAGCUAACAUGUUUUGAAGUAAGACAGCUGUGUGAUACCAUGUGCCUAAAAGGGUUAACCACAAUGGGGAAUUUAGUCAGUGAAUAUUAACGCUAAGGAUGGAGCACCACCUCCACUCCACCAUUUGGCUGUACAGGUUAUUGUGUAUGUUUGUGGGUGGUUGUUUGCGUAUUUAGAGCUUUGAGGACUGCAGUGUAUUUACAGAGAGAGACUCAUAAUUUGACUUGAGCUGGAAAUGUGUUUUGGCUGCACAAGUGUGUUUAUACACGCCAAUAAACAUGCACAGGUAAGCUUUUGAUUGGUUUCUAGAACAUGCAAUGUCUCAUAGGGACUUUAAUCCUCUUACAAAAUAUAAAUAAUCUUUCUCUCUCUGUCUCUGUCACACACAUGCACAAAUAUUUCUCCAGAACUAUUAGAUGUACAUAUUAGACAACAGGACAGCUGGUGGUAUUCUAUACACAGCAACAUGAAGCCACUUGGCUGCCAUAUUUGUUUUCGUCUAAUUUAAACGUAUAUCGAUCUUUAAAAGUCACUGUCCCCAUGUGCCCCGACACCAUCCCCAUGUCCAACACCAUCUCCAUGUGCCCCAUUACUGUCCACAUGUGCCCCAACAUCAUUCCCACAUUCCCAAAUGCUGUCUACAUGGUACCCAAUAUCAUCUCCAUGUCCAGCACCAUCUCUUUGUGCCCUGACACCAUCCACAUGUGCUCUAACACAAUCCUCAUGUCCAACGCCAUCCUUGUGUGAUCCAACACCAUACCCACAGUACCUUUGAAAACCAAUUUAUAUAUAAUGAUAAUAUUCUAUAGAAAAUACAAUAUGUAUUUAUUUAGCAGUCAGGUUAAUUUAGGCUGUUUAUGAUACAGAAAAGAAAAGUGCCCAGUACAACGGAGGUCUUCCAAUACAACUACUACAAUACAACAUAUUUUGUGUGUGGGCUUGCAUCUGGCCGGUGACAAGGUCAAUGUCCGGCUCCGUUCUUGUCACAGCCAGUGUCAAUGACUGAUGUAAAUGUUCAUCAUUGAUCCUUAAUCUUAUUGCCGUGUUCAUUAAUUUCGUUCUUGAGAAGGUUUGCACACAGACAUAAGUGCUGCCGAAGAUGGUGGACAUCUUGAGACCGUGCCUUUUGAUGUUCAGGAAAUUGGAGUAGGGAGGCACAGAAGUCAAUCAGACUGUUUGCCCUGAAUGCGUCUUUCAAAGCAUCACAGUUCUGCAAUUCAACCAGCUCCAUUUGAUAACAAGGCAAGGCAUCAUCUGUCAGCAGCAAAUGGGUUUCGUAAAAGAUGAAUGUCUUUGCAUGGAGAUGUAGUUCACGGAAUUUCACCUCAAACUCCCUCUUUAGCAAUUUCAAUGCUUCCACACAUUUUCUGGAUGGGAAUGGGAUCAGUGGUUUUUCAGUACAUAGCUUCAGUGUCAGAGAAAGAUUACAAAAAUUUUGCUCUUGUAUUUGACUUAAAUGCAGUGUUAAUUUGACUUUGAAUGAUUUCACAUGAGAAUACACAUCAUACCUUUGCCUUGAAGCUGUAAAUUAAGGCUGUUAAACAAUUCUGUCACAUCAGUUAAAAAGCUAGGUUCUGGAUCCGUCAGCUCUCUGACAGUUUUGCUUUGUAUGAAGAAAUGUGUCAAUCUCAGAAAGCAGCUUGUAAAAGUGUCUCAAAACUCUGCCUCGACUCAACCAACUGACUUCUGUGUGGUACAGUACAUCACCAUAAUCAGAGUCUAGCUCGGACAAAAACUCUUGGAACUGUCAGUGGUUAUGCCUGAUAAAGUUUGCUCUGAUAAAGUUUACACAUGACACUACAACUUUCAUGAUAGAAUUCUAGUUGAUAACUUUGCAACACAAGGCUUGCUAGUGAACUAAGCAGUGGAUAUGUAGUGGGUGUGUGUGGCCUCGUUCAUCUAUCUCUAUAUCGACGAGGCCAAGCAGUCCCCGUCUUGUGCCGACCAUGCUCAGUGCACCGCCAGUUAUCACAUUUGUGGGCUUUGCCCAGUCAAGUCCCAAAAAUUCCAUCAUUUGGCGAACCUUCUCAAAAAAUAUCCUGUCCCAUUGUUGUACCUUUGAGGCUUUGUAGAGCAGGAGGUUCUUCUCUCUGUCAACUCCACCUAUAAUUAUGAGAAGCUGCUCAUGUCUCACACGUCAUUACUUUCAUCGAGUGCUAGCAAAAAAAAGUGUUUAUAUAAUGUAAUGUAGCCUAAGCAUAAAGGUAGUUCUUUUGUGAACCAUAUAGUUAUUCAGAGGGCCAAUCAAAAUGUAUUGUUGAUAUGGUUCCACGGGUCGGUUAAAACUGUGAAGAGGGCCGCAGUUUGGGGACCACUACAGGAGAGAUUUGGUGGGGGGAAAAGCACUAGAGUAUUUCUUUAACAAUGAUGAGAGACUGAACUGGGCUCACUUUAUUUAUUCUGUAUGAGCACAGAGACAGCACGGUGAAUUACAGAACAUGGAGAAGAGAGAGCGAGGGAGGAAGAGGAAGGGGGGGCAGAGAAGGCAAGAGACUUCAAAGAGAAUUUGAAUAUUUUUGUAACAGCCUCUGCAAAGCCUGUUAUCUCUCUCUCGCUCUCUCUCACCCUCUCUCUCAGGAAUCUACCCUAGACAAAGACCUGCAAGAUUUCUCUUUUCUCCUGUUCUUUUUCUCUACAUUCUUUUCCUUUUUCCAUCUGCAACAUUUCCAUUUUUAUAUACAUUGCAUCUGUAGAGUGUCUCUCAUUCACUCUGUCUUUACCUCCCUCUCCAAUACUCUCUCCUGGCCUACAGACCGGAAAUGAAAUUAAGGACAGAAUGACUAGGUGGAUUAUUUCUCCCAAGUAUUUAAAUAAAGUGUGUCAAUAAAGAGAGUUGACUUGUCUGCUUAGACUGUAAAUUUCCCAAACCGAUGCUGUUUCUUUUCCUAGACUGAGAUAAAAGGGCUGAUAGGAGACGUCUGCUUAGACUCUCUGUGAUUGGCUGCUAGAAAGAAGGUCAGGGAAACACUGCCCUCUGAUUGGCACUCGGGCUUCAGCUGUAUACACCGAUUGGUGCAGAGGGUCUUCUGUGGAGGCUUCUCAUGUUUGUGCGGGGGAUUAGACCCCAAGAUUGGACACAGUCCCGGAGAAAUGCAGCUGUUCUGCAGAGCGAAAGAGAAAGGAGUGCAGACAUGAACCUGUGAAAGAGUGAGACAGUGAGAUACAGAGAGAAAGACAGAAGGAGGACAGAAAGACUAUAAGACAGUAGAGUAGUAGUGGCGAGAGAGACAGUGAGGGACAAAGAAAAAAGGGAAAAGACAGUGAGGGACAAAGAGAGAUGGAGAAGGAGGGAGAAAAACAAAAUGGGAGAGACCAAGAGAGACAGGAUUGAAGCAGGGAGACAGAGAAAGAGAGAGAACUGUCUAAAACACAGAAAGACAGAGAGAGUGAGAGAAAAACAGUACAGAAUAGACAGAAAGAAAAAUGAAAAAGUAGAGAGAGACAAAGAAUGAGUGUAGACAGAAACUGGGAGAGAAAGACAGAAGGAGGGACAGACAGAAAGAAACCAAGAGACCCAGAAAGAAUGUGCCUGGAGGAGUGAAGCAGGGAGAUAGAUACAACUGAGAGAAAGACAGUGAAGGACACGGAGAGAUAUAUUAGGAGCAAAGUAAGGAGACAGAUGGACAAGGAGGGAAAAUCGACAGCAGCUGAGAGAGAACAAGGCAUGGGCAAAGAGACGCAAGAAGUUAGACGGAAACAGGAAAGCAGAUAGGUACAAUCAGCGACAUAGAGAGCGACCGUAAAAGGAAAGAAAAUAGAAAAGACAGAAAAUGGGAAAUUACUUGCAGGGUAUGCAAGUAAGACAGAGAGAAAGAGAGAGAGAAAGAAAGAAAAAAGUACAGAGAACGGGGCAUGGUGAGAGAAAGACCGAAGUGAGAGUGCAUGAGUGAAGCUGAGAGACAAAGAGAGAGACAAACGGAAAGAGGGAGAUGAAGGUGAGUGAGGGACAGAGAGAAGUGAUAGACUGAGAAAGAGAGACAGACAGUUGCAGUGAAUGGGGCUCUCUCUCUCUCUCUCUCUCUCUUUCUCUCUCUCUCUCUCUCUCUCUCUCUGUCUGACCCCUCCCACUCCUCCAGAGUGCAGUGUGUGGAGCUGAAGAUCAGCAGCGUGUCUUCUAACACCUCAGUGUGUCUCCAUGUCUCCAGCUGUGUCUCAUGCUUCUGGACACUACAUAUACACACACUUCCUUGCAGCUUCACACACCUUCUGACCAACCAGGAUUGACUUUUGUUUUGUCUUUUUGUCUCUUUUUUUUCCAUCAUGGAGUCCACUUUUUGGCUGAAGACAAUCUCUGUUGGCUUUUCUACUGAACCCACAACCACUCUCCAGAUCUUUUCUCCUGAACAAAUCGACAUUCGGUUUUGUCUGUGACAUUUUGGCUUCGCGUCUCCAUUGCUGUGGACUUUUUAUAUGAAAAAGCAGCCGUUCGUCCUCCAAAGGGUUGGAGAGACGGGACGGGAUGUGUGAGUAGGUCCUGAGCUUGGUGAGCGGAACACACACAGAGACACAAGCUGCCGUGUGUUUAGGGUUUGAAGAGUGAACAUGGAUAUGAUGACAGCGUGUUGGAGGGGACAGGAGGAGCAGGCUGCCAAAGCAAAGGCGGAAAAAAUUCGUGUGGCUCUGGAGAAAAUUAAAGAAGCACAGGUCAAAAAGCUGGUGAUCCGUGUGCACAUGUCAGACGAGAGCUCUAAGACCAUGAUGGUGGACGAGCGGCAGAGUGUGAGGCAGGUGCUGGACAGCCUGCUGGAUAAGUCCCACUGCGGAUACAGUCCCGACUGGGCUCUGGUGGAAACCAUCACUGAGCUACAGAUGGAGCGUAUUUUUGAGGACCACGAGAACCUUGUGGAGAACCUGCUUAACUGGACCAGAGACAGCCAGAACAAGCUCAUGUUCAUCGAACGUAUAGAGAAGUAUGCACUCUUCAAGAACCCGCAGAACUACCUACUGGGAAGAAAGGAGACGUCUGAGAUGGCCGACAGAAACAAGGAGGCACUGCUGGAGGAGUGUUUCUGCGGCGGCUCCGUAUCAGUGCCUGAGAUUGAGGGAGUGCUCUGGCUGAAGGAUGAUGGGAAAAAGUCAUGGAAGAAGCGAUACUUCUUACUACGCGCGUCUGGCAUUUACUUUGUGCCUAAGGGCAAGGCCAAGGCCUCUAAAGACUUGGUGUGUUUCCUGCAACUGGAUCAUGUAAAUGUUUAUUACGGACAAGACUACCGGAGCAAGUAUAAGGCACCCACUGACUACUGCCUGGCCCUCAAGCACCCUCAGAUUCAGAAGAAGUCUCAGUACAUCAAGUAUCUGUGCUGCGAUGAUGUCAGAACCCUGCACCAGUGGGUCAACGGGAUCCGCAUUGCCAAGUAUGGAAAGCAGCUGUACCUGAACUAUCAGGAGGCUAUGAAACGCACUGAGGCCGCCUACGACUGGUCCUCUCUAUCCAGCUCCAGCAUCAAGUCUGGCACCAGCUCAGUCAGCAACCCUGAGUCACAGUCCAACCACUCCAGUCAGACAGACAGUGGGGUGUCAGAUGGCACCUCAUCCACACAUGCACGCUCACAGAGUGUCGUCAGCUCCAUCUUCUCUGAGGCCUGGAAGAGAGGCACGCAGAUGGAGGAGAGUACCAAGACGAGACCAGAGUCAACACGUUCAAGCCAUUCUACCCACAGUGUCCAUGGUGGCCACUCCAGCCAUGCACACUUUAUCACUCAUACAACUGCGUCAGUACAUCUGCAGCAGCAUGUGCAGCCUCAGUCAAAUUCAAUGCCACACCCACAUGCACAGUCAGGCUCGCAGCCUCGUGGUAGCAUUACUCAAACAUCCAUUCAGGCUCCACUCCAGCCUGCUCCAGUUCCACCCCUGCCAUCUCCAGCUCCUCCGCAGCCCUCUCCAGCUCCACCCAAGCUCUCUCCAGUUCAACCCCAGUCCUCUCCAGUUCUGCCCAAGCCCUCUCCAGCUCCACCCCAGCCCUUUCCAGCUCCACCCAAGCUCUCUCCAGUUCUACCCCAGUCCUCUCCACUUCUUGCCCAAACCUCUCCAGUUCUGCCUCAGUCCUCUCCAGCUCCAGCUCCUCCCCCACCACCGCCACCACCUCCUCCGCCACCACCUCCUCCUGUCUGCGUCCAUCACUACUCAGGCCCACAUAUAUUUGCCAAAUAUAGCACCAUCAACCGCCUGAAGAAUGCCUCUCAGGCUGCUAAGCCACACCCCCAAGCACAGCAGGUGCUCCAAGUACCAUCCCCUCAGCCUUUGAAGCCCCACAUCAACAAUAUUCCACCAGGAGCAAGUGUCCCACCCCCACCACCUCCUCCUCCACCAGCACCCAUGCCUGCACCAGGUUCAGCCAUGGCUGUCCUGAAACUUGGCCCUCCAAGCCCAGCCACUGUGCCUCAGUUCACCCCACCACCCCCGCCAUCCCCACCACUGCCAUCUACACCUCCAGCAUCUAUCAAAUCCCAACCUCUUCCACCUCCACCUCCAGCACCAACCCAGUACCACCCUUUUCCCCCACCUCCACCUCAAGUACCCGUCCAGUCCCACCCUCUUCCCCCACCUCCACCUCCAGCACCUAUCCAAUCCCACUCUUUUCCCCCACCUCCACCUCCAGCAACUAUCCAAUCCCACUCUUUUCCCCCACCUCCACCUCCAGCAACUAUCCAAUCCCACUCUUUUCCCCCACCUCCAGCAACUAUCCAAUGCCACCCUUUACCCCCACCACCACCAGCAGCACCUAUCCAAUCCCACCCCCUUCCUCCACCUCCAGUACCCAUCCAGUCCCAGCCUUUUCCUCCACCUCCACCACCAGCCUCCUUCCAAGCUGAGGCUUUUCCUCCUCCCCCACCUCCACUGCAAACCAACAGCCUGCCUCCUCCACCCCCGCCACAAGCAGCCCCAGCUCCAUUAACUUCCAGUGGCCUCAAACACAUUCUAGCCCAGAAAUUUCCCAACAUACCCAGGGAUGUGUCCCCUCCAGACAGUCAAACUCAGUCGCCACCACCCCCUCCGCCUCCUCCACCACCACCACCACCACCCCCCACUCCUCCUGCCCCUCCUCUCCCACCUCAGCAGCCUCCUGCUCUAGCACCACCUCCACCUCCACCUCCCCCACCUCCCCCACUGUCGGCCCCAGGGCCACCUCGGGCUUUGCCCAAAACAUUCACUGGAGGAUUUCCACCUCAAACUGCACCGAAACCAUCAGGCGCCACCAUGCAAGUGUCUCCAGUUGCUCCUCUUCUUCCUGGUCCUCCUCCACCUCCUCCACCACCUCCACCUCCUCCUGCACCAGUGAAAACUCAUCCACCACCUACACUACCCAAGCAGCAGAGCAUCACCAAGAUGAUGCCCCCUUUGAAUCAGACCUCUACUACAUCAUCUUUGGUCAAACAGAUUGCCAGCCAGUUUCCGGGUGCUGUUCCCUCAGUGACCAACAAUGUAGAGGGUCACAAAGCCCCACUAUCAGCACCUGCAGUUAAGACUAAACCAAAAUGGCAACCUGGUGGACAAGUUCAGCAGCAACAGCGGUCACCUGAGUUUCCACCACCACCUCCAGAUACUACACUCAAUUUCCCACCACCACCACCCCCAUGUCCACCUCCUCCACCUCCUCCAGGUCCAGCACCACCACCUCCACCUCCACUGCCCCCUGCACUGUUAAGUUCUCCAAUGAAGGCCCCCUCUGGACCCUAUGGAGGUUGCAAGAAGCCUCCCCCAACCCCUCUACGCAACUCCAGUGUCAAGUCCGACUCUUCAGCAGAAUACCAGGAGUCCCGCCGAAAUCUAGUGAGCAAGUUCAACCCCAGCUCAGCGUCUUCAGCUCCAGUGUCUUCUGGUUCUCCUUCCAAGGAUUCUUUUACUGGGCCACCUGCGCCACCUAAACCUGGCAAGCUGAACCUGGGUAACCUACCACUGGCUUUGCAGAACAAAGUGGGUCAAAACCAGCAGCCUAGCACGCAUGUUCCCUCCCAUGACCCAACUGAGAAUAACAGCUUUCCUCCUCCUCCACAUGUAUCAGAUCUCCCUCCUCCACCGCCCCUUCCAGGCACCCCAAAAGUUGCUGUGGUGAACCCCCAGCCCCAGCCUGCAUGGAGCAAGAACUCUCUGAAGAAGACAGCACAUCCUACAUCACUGCGCCGCAACAAUACAACUCCAGAGCCUCCACCACUAUCCCCACCCCUGCAGGGAGGGCCCGCACCUCCAACCUCUCCAAAGGGAAGCACUCAGCCAAACUUUCUAGAGGACUUGAACCAGACUCUGAGGCGCAAGUCUUUGCGAAACUCUGCAGCCAAGUUGGACCCUGUGGCCACCAUGGAUGACAUGGCACUGCCUCCACCUCCUCCAGAGCUUCUUGACCAGCAGAGACAUAGUGGGAAUGGGUAUAUGUCCAACAACAUCUCUGGCUAUGCAACAAUAAGGCGAGGCCCACCUCCUGCCCCACCCAAACGGGACCACAGCACCAAACUGACAAACUGACAGUACUGGAAUGUCCUUUGAUGCUCCUUAUUGAACGCUCAUAUAGGGAUAUGGAUAAAUAGCAAUCAGUGUAACUGGCUUUUAAACAAUAUUUGACUUUGGGGACGAGCGAUCAAAAUUACUCUCAGCUUUAAUAUGCAUUGAUGCACUCAGUAUAUUUGCUGAAUUUACUCAGUAAAUUCAGUUUCAAACUAUGACAUGAAGGAAAUCUCUGCAACAUACUGGUACUGCAUGGACAUAAGGGCAAAAUUAUAGUAAGCAUACAAAAGCUGGUUUGUUUUUGGGUGGUUGAAUGUCAGGAAUUAUAGGGAAAUCACAGGAAGGAUGAAUUUUGCCUUCGUUUUUUAUAUGAAUUUAUUUAAAUAUAUGAAGACAUUUUUUAUUUUAGGAUGUUGUUGUUAAGGGUUGACGAUGAUUGUUUGAGAGAGUAGUAAAUGUUAAGUGUUUUUGUACCGAGAGUCUUUGGCUGGCCUGGCACUUCCCAUUUACCUGCAAGAGUGAAUGGUAUACUGGUGAAUGUGCUUAGCAUUCUUUAGGGGUGCUUGGGAAUUUUCAAGUAUGGUUGUGGAACCUCUCUCAGUGAUAUUAAGUAGCAUUUUUCUCAGAAAACAGUGCAUAAAAUGAUUCAUUCUAUUUAAAUCUAGGUAACAAUUGAGACAAAUUCUUUGGGAAAAGAUUUGGGAAAUAUUGAAUAAGGGACAUUUCAUCAAAAUAAGCCUGUCACAUAAAUGAAGAGAAAUGAAGAGACUUGUCAUGAUUGCUUACAGAAUUCUGUGAGAUUUUGGAAUGUGUUGAACCUGUCUGACUUAUCUACACAAUUCACAUCAAUUCAGUAUUUUACUGUACAAUAUCGCCUGCUUUAAUUGUCUGUUUCUGGUCACGCCGUCUUAUGCCAAGAAUUCAGGCAUCCUGUUAACAGUUGUUCAUAUAUCAUGGACUUCAAGUGGCUUGGUGUGUUUAGCUCAUGUCCUCUGACUUGGGAACAAUAUCCUACCUGAUGGUUACUUAUGGUCUCAUCCUUUAGCAGGGAGCAGUCAAUGAACAGUCCUUCUUGUAUAGGCAUGUCAAAAUUGUUUUAAUAUUUUGGUUAAAUUACCAGUGGGAUUUUUUCAACAGUCUUUAUUACAGCUUCCUUACUGAAAUAAUUACGAUCAGAUCUGGUUAACAACAUAAAAUCAGACCACACAAUAGCUGUAACUGAGCAGCAAAAGGCAAAAUGACCAUGCCAUAUAUGUAUAAACGUGUAUUACCUUACAGAACCAUGUAUUCCCCUUGGAAGGACAUCUGUGUUUUUGAUGACUGAAUAUUCAACAAUAUCAUGUUUCUUUUUAAGGUUUUUUGAUGAUGUAAACAUUAAAUUAUUAAAGUUAAUUAACCAGUCUUAAACCAAAGG